This is a messenger RNA of Saprolegnia diclina VS20, 1686 nucleotides long. RefSeq lists its product as hypothetical. The coding region runs from base 1 to 1686 and encodes 561 amino acids. Gene Ontology annotation, cellular component: ciliary plasm; cytoplasmic dynein complex. NCBI's taxonomy places the organism in Eukaryota, Oomycota, Saprolegniomycetes, Saprolegniales, Saprolegniaceae. Gene Ontology annotation, molecular function: dynein light chain binding; dynein heavy chain binding. The record is from RefSeq and is a predicted model, not a curated record. The transcript is spliced from 10 exons. Gene Ontology annotation, biological process: intraciliary transport.
AUGCGCUUCCAGGACGCCCACGGCGGCGGGUGCUCGUUCCGGAGCAAGGCAGCGGUCAAGAAGGUUGGCGUCGAUGCGACCUCGGAGACGCCGGGCGUCGAGUUUGUCUCGGCGGACACGCAGACUGCGAUCGCUGCCGACAGCUGGUGCCAGACCGAGCCGAUCGAGUCGUCGACCGGCAAGGUGGCUGUCGACGACGACCGCGUCAAGGCCUUUCUAAACGAUGUCGGUGGGCUCAUGUUGCGCGAGAUGCAGGCAAGCGCCAAGUCGCUGGCCUUUGACGACUUUUCGGUCGAGGAGGCCGAUGCUGACGACGCCGACCUCACGCGCCUCUUUACGCUCUCGUUUGACUUUUUCACGCACUUCAAGGCGCCGGCCGAGAGCAACGGCGGGCGCCCUUCGGCGUUGCAGUUGCAAUGCACGGGCGUCUCGUGGAAUGCCACUGGGUCCGUGCUUGCGGUCGCGUAUGGCCGGUUUGACCACUCGGGGUGGUGCGACUACCGGUCCGCGCUCUGUCUUUGGAACAUCUUCCACCCUGACUUCAACGUGGCCAAGCCCAGUGUCGUGCUCGAGACCUCGAGCGGUCUCAUGUGCGUUGCACACCACCCAACGAUGCCUGCUGUCGUCGCCGCCGGCUCGUUCAACGGCGAAGUGCUCGUCUGGAACACGGCGCUGGAGGAGACGCUCGUCGCGUCGUCUGGCAUUGGCGACUACUUUCAUCGCGAGCCCAUUGCCAAGGUGUCUUGGAUCUACGACCCUGUCGCACGCGACUACAAUAUUGCCAGUGUGAGCGGCGACGGCAAGGUGCUCGUGUGGCAGCUCAAGGACAAGCUCGCAUACCCUGUGGAAGGGUACCUUUUAGGCCCAAAAGCCAAGCUCAAGCCGAGCAAGGGCGCGCCAGCGCCGCUCUUUGGCGGCGUGGCACUUGCAUUUCGCACAAAUGACCGGACGAACCGCAGCUUUGUCGUCGGCUCGGAAGCCGGGUCCAUUAGCCGCUGUUUCGCCAACAAGGCGACCAAGAUGACGGCCAAAGGCGAGCUCAAGUGGUCCAACAACGCCCUUCGCAUCGCGAGUAUGGCACCGCAGCCAGCCGACUUGCGCCGCUUCGUCGAAGCGUAUGCCAAAGACAAGAAGCUCCGAGACGUCCGCGUCAGCGCAGUUUUUGACGCCAAACCCGAUCUCAGCGCCCUGUACCCGAGCGCACUCGACUUUAGCUUUGAAGCGCACGGCGGCCCUGUGUACGACAUGGCAUUCUCGCCCUUCCACGGCAGCCUCUUUCUCUCGUGCUCGUCCGAUGGCAGCGUGCGGCUGUACCACUACCUCCAACGGGACCCGCUGCUCGUCUUCCAAGUCGGCACGAGCUAUCUGUACGCCGUUGCGUGGUCCAAGACACGCCCGCUCGUGUUUGCGGUCGCGAGUGAAGAUGGCAAUGCCUACGUCUACGAUCUGCAGGUGAACCGACUCAGCCCGGUUGCGACCUUGUCGCUGCCCGAGGGGAAGCAGCGCGCAGCCGCCUUGUACACGGUCGAAUUCAACCCGCGCCAGCGCAACUUUGUGGCGUGCGGUGACGGCAACGGCCUUGCGUACGUGUGGAAGCUCAGCUGGCGGCUCUCCAACUUGCGUCCGGACGAACGCGCCGUCCUCGACGGGAUCGCCGAGCUCCGGUCGUCCAACAACAGCACAUAG